Messenger RNA from Kockovaella imperatae, 2119 nucleotides. Its product is annotated as putative glycosyl hydrolase. NCBI's taxonomy places the organism in Eukaryota, Fungi, Basidiomycota, Tremellomycetes, Tremellales, Cuniculitremaceae. The transcript has 2 exons. Gene Ontology annotation, molecular function: hydrolase activity, hydrolyzing O-glycosyl compounds; carbohydrate binding. The record is from RefSeq and is a predicted model, not a curated record. Bases 60 to 2096 code for a protein of 678 amino acids. Gene Ontology annotation, biological process: carbohydrate metabolic process.
ACUCAUCCCCGCUUUACACCUGCAAUCACUCCACAACGAUCCCGAUCCUCUAGACGACGAUGAGGACCUCGAAAGAUGUCAGUGACGACAACAAGAUUGAGUUCCAGCUCUCUCACCAGCGAGUGAGGAUCAGUGCAUGGGGUAACAACGCUCUACGAGUCCAAUGCACCAUCAGCCACUCCUUUGAUAACCCAGAAUCGGCCUUGAGCGAACACGUGCCGCAUGCGCAUGUCGAGACGGUCGAGGAUGCUGACAAGAAGACCUACAAGAUCACCAAUGGAGACAUUGUAGGAGAGGUCCGACCCAAUGGUAAACUCGUCUUCAUCAAAAAGUCAACUGGUGCGGUCGUGCUGGAGGAAUUCGCUAGGGAUCUCACCGAUCCGAAGGAACCCAUGAACAGUGCGCUUCAGAUUAGCUCGCGAGAGUUCAAGAGAAAACUCGGAGCCGACUCGAGUCACGUUACUGUUCGAUUUGAAUCCCUUGAUCCAAAUGAAAAGAUUUACGGGAUGGGACAGUAUCAACAACCUAAUCUCGAUCUCAAGGGAUCAGAUCUCGAAUUGGCUCAACGCAAUUCUCAAGCUUCUAUCCCGUUCGCAAUCUCUUCUCUGGGCUAUGGAAUUCUUUGGAACAAUGCAGGUGUUGGACGAGCCGUAUUUGGCAAGAACCAAAUGUCUUUCGAGGCAUAUUCGUCCAAGACAAUCGAUUACUGGGUUGUGGUCGGUGACUCACCAAGGGACAUCCACCGCGCAUAUACGGCAGUCACUGGUAGACCGCCCAUGAUGCCUGAAUACGGUCUUGGUCUGUGGCAGUCAAAGCUGAGGUAUCAGACGCAAGAAGAACUUCUGGGUGUUGUUCACGAAUACAAAAGACGUAAGCUCCCGCUGGACGUCAUUGUCAUCGACUUUUUCCAUUGGCCCAAACAGGGAGAGUGGAAAUUUGACACGACAUACUGGCCUGAUCCAGACGCAAUGAUUGAGGAGAUUCAGUCCAUGGGGACCAAGGUCGUUGUGUCUGUCUGGCCGACAGUUGAGACUCAAGCGGAGAAUUACCCCCACAUGGCCAGGGAAGGCAUGCUCGCUCAACAGGAUCGUAGUCUCCCUGUGGGCAUGGAGUUCCCGACCACACACCUGAUUGAAUUCAUGGACACUUUCAACCCGGCGACGAGGGAUUUUGUCUGGAAUAUCUGCAAGAAGAAUUACUGGGACAAGGGCAUUCGAUCCUUCUGGCUUGAUGUCGCCGAACCGGAGUACAAGACUUACUCAUUUGACAAUCAUCGAUACCAUACUGGACCUAAUCUAAUGGUUGGGAAUGCGUAUCCCAAGCACUACUCUCGCAUGUUCCACGAGGGCAUGUCUCACGAGCUCGGAGACAAGGCUGGAGACAACAUCGUUAACCUGGUCAGAUGUGCUUGGACGGGAAGCGUCAAAUACGGCGCUCUCCUCUGGUCUGGCGACGUCAACAGUUCUUGGCAGAGCAUGAAGUGUCAAUUUGCCGCCGGCCUCAACGCAGGUCUCGCGGGACAGACCUGGUGGACUGUCGACAUCGGAGGAUUUCACGGGGCGAACAUCAAUGACACCGCAUUCCACGAGCUCUUUGUGAGAUGGUAUCAGUGGGGAACUUUUUUGCCCGUCAUGCGAGUUCAUGGAAACCGUGAACCUACCCAGCCUCGACACGGUACGACAGGGGGCAGUGAUUGUCCAUCUGGCGCUCCGAACGAGAUCUGGACAUACGGCGAGGAGGUCUACGAGAUCUGUAAAACCUAUCUGGCAUUGCGUGAAUCCAUGAGGUCCUAUGUCCGGGAUCUCAUGAAACAAGCGCACGAGAAAGGUGAUCCAAUCAUCCGAACUUUAUUCUUUGAAUUCCCUUCCGAUAAGCAUGCGUGGUCCGUCGAAGAUCAGUUCAUGUUUGGUCACAAGUACCUCGUAGCACCCAUUUUCGAACCUGGAGUCAAACAGAGAACCUUGUACCUUCCCAGCGGCGCCAACUGGCAUCAAGUCUCGGCAGAAGGCAAGCAAGGAGAUAGCUUCGAGGGAGGCAAAGAGGUGACCGUUGAUUGCCCGCUCGAUUGCAUGCCUGUAUUCGUCAGAGAGGGAUGAAUAGUCCGAUGCAUAUAGCUGUC